UGUAACAAUGGAUACUAAUGCUUUGAUUAGUUAUCUUGAUUCACACAAUACAGAGUAUGAAGAAUGGUACAAAAUUAAUAAAGAAAAGUACUUGCGUGUAGCUUGUUCCCUUUUCAAAUCUCUAUCAAAAUGCAAUACUAGUAUACUAGAAUCGACUAAAUUUCAUUCAUUAUUAAGAGUUUUGAGAACAUUUUUGAAUAAAAGUGAGAUUUUUGAAGAAUGGACCAAUGUGAGGAGUAUGAUCGAUUUUUUGCUUCUGAAUUUAGUCAAUAAAAAUGGAAUAGAAGAAAAUAAUAUCACAUCAGAAUUACUCAAUAUAUUAGUUGAUAUAUUGGAUAGGACUAAGUCGAUUCACUCCAAAAACUUCUUGGAUAAAAAACGUAUUCUUGAUACAAUGUCGUCUUUGUUGAAGGAAGAUACCCAAAUUACUGAUUUGGUAUUGAGAAUUUUGAAUACUAUUUUGAAAAUGGAAGGAACGUUCAAGUACGAUAUCAAUCAUUUAGUUAAAAGUAUAAUGAAUAUUCUGUUUUCUGAAGAAGAUGUGAAAAAUUUAUGUUUUUUGUCAAAACUGGUACUCGAAAGGGUAUCCAUAAUAGAUGAAAAAACAAUUCACCGAAUUUUACGAUGGAUCUUUACAGAGAGUGUAUCUUAUAUCAUGAAGAAAAGUAUCUCCUUAGAAAAGAAGGAGAGUAUCCUAACCUUGAUAUUGGAUUUGAGUUCGGCAGAUAAUUCGCUCAUUAAAGAGAGAUAUUCUUCAUACACAAAUGAGUUCAGAGGAUUGUGGUUGCAAUUCAUGAAAAUAUCUGAUACUUUGUGGUUGCUCUGUAAAAGCAAACAUCCAAUGGCUUGUAUAGCUCAAGAAAUUUUCAACUUGACGGUGUUACAAUUCUUGAUAGAUGAGGAAAUGUUGAAUUGCAAAGAAGACGAUGUAAUUAAAGAUAUGAGGCUGUUUCACAUCGAUAGUAACCAAGACCUCCCUGAAAAGUACUUUUUUUUCAUUUGCCACAUGCAGGGGAAAUAUUGUAGAAUAAUCUGGUCUCCUGAAAUAGUCCUCGAUGGUAUGGACGAUUGGUUCUACAAUAAAAAUGCAGAAAUAGACCUUCCAGUAUUGAAAUCAAUGCUUUUUCUUUAUCCUAGAUUGGCUACUCCUCUGAUCAAAACAGAAUAUAUAGCUUUGGGCUGCGACCUACUCAGAUUUUUGCCGAUAAAUUAUUAUCUCCCAAAAAUAUUAACAUUUUGUCAGAUCCAGUUAGUGUGGAUCUUAAAAAUGGGACCAAAAGCUUUGAAAAAAGAAACUUUGAAGUACUGGAUUAAUGAAGCACAAUUCCAUAAAAUUCUGAAGAAUGCGAUCACAGUUUGCAAAGCGGAAAAUAUGCUGUUGAAUUUGAUCAUUGGAGAUUUUGACAUGGAAACAGGAAGGAUUGCUUCCAAGUUCCUGAGAAAAAUGGACAACCAAAAUUUGUCCAAGGAAAUCGCAAGAAUGCUUCCAUUCGUUUCAAAAGAACCUAGCGUUUUCAGUUGCCUCCUUCUGGCAAAACCUGGAAUCCCGGAGAGAAUUGAAGAAAGACUACUACUUCUUCAACUGUUAUCGAUUAUUAUUCCUUCAUUGUCCGAUGAUAUGGUUCUACUAGCAGCCUGUAUGUACAGUAACGAUUUACUUGAAAAUAUGAAAAGAGAACCCAAGUGUCUCUUGGCCUUUACCGCAUACACAUCGACCAUCAAGUUUUUACUCUAUGCUUCAUAUAGGACUGAGGAGGAUGUUUCUAAGGAGAUACUAUUUCUUUUCAGGAAUUUAAUGAGCAUACAGGUGAAAUACCAAUUGGAAACAGACUGCGUUGUAGAAACAGAUCCAAUGCUUUUCUUGAGAGGCUCUACACGUCAGACCAACAGAGUACUGACCAUAUUCCCGAUUAUAUUCAGUUCGAAAGUCCAGCCACUGGUGAAAUUCAAGAAAGAAACUCAGCUCACUCUGUUUUACCAGAUUUUGGAUUACGUGCAAGAUGUCGUCACACAAGAGAACGCACUGAAAUGUCUUCAUCUGAUGAUCAAGAACUAUGAUUGGCUGUCUUUUUGCGGAGGAAUUGGUGGAAUCGUUAGAAUUUGGUGCUGCGAGCAAUUCGAUAGCGGAAAGUCUCGGUUUUAUAUGAUUUUGAUCGUUUUAUGGCUGAAGAAAUUGAUGAAAUGCCCGAUGUUCUUAAGACCCAGGAUACCCUUCACUGAGAUUCAGAAUUUCUUCAUGAGAAGUGGAGAUAUGCAACAAAUUAACUACUGUUCUAAGGUCCUCAAAAUUCUUCAGCGAAAGGACUAUGUGAAGACUAUUAGUGAGAAUAGCAUUGCAACUUCGAAUAGAAGAUAAUAACCUAGGGAAUGAUAUAUGAGUUCAUUAUAAAAAAGCACAAAAAACUGCGA
Molecule: messenger RNA, 2409 nt
Organism: Harmonia axyridis
Lineage: Eukaryota; Metazoa; Arthropoda; Insecta; Coleoptera; Coccinellidae
Exons: 9
Coding region: 8-2356 (782 amino acids)
Source: RefSeq, a predicted model, not a curated record